Molecule: messenger RNA, 2073 nt
Organism: Maniola jurtina (meadow brown)
Lineage: Eukaryota; Metazoa; Arthropoda; Insecta; Lepidoptera; Nymphalidae
Gene: Y-c
Product: protein yellow-like
Exons: 8
Coding region: 106-1347 (413 amino acids)
Cellular component (GO): extracellular region
Source: RefSeq, a predicted model, not a curated record
GAGCAAGUAAAUAAAAAGCUUGCGAAGGCCUCGAACUGUUUAGUCUGUGCACGCGGCCCCGCUGAACCGGUCGCCACUGACCUUACGCGGUAAACCUAUUUUCACAUGCCAAAAAUGAGGGUAAUAAGCUUAAUUAUUGCACUGACAGCAGUAAUAAGCUGCAGAGCGGCAAAUCCACAACCACAACUACGGUUUGCAUGGAAAGAAAUAGAUUUUGUUUGGGAUUCCCCAGAACAAAGAGAGACUGCCAUAAAAGAUAAACUCUUUGUCCCUGCUAACAAUCUCCCUCUAGGCUUAGCGAGAUGGAAGAACAAAGUGUUUGUAACCGUCCCCAGAUGGAAGAAUGGCGUCGCUUCUUCACUAAAUUACGUCGAUAUUGAUGGACCACAAGACCAGUUAUUGAAACCAUACCCAUCUUUAAUGGACAAUCUUGUUGCUGAUUCUGCGAAAGAAAAACCGUCAAACAGCUCUAUUAUAUCAGUUUUUAGAGUGUAUGUGGAUCCUUGUGACAGACUGUGGGUUAUGGAUUCGGGAUUGGCUGAUAUUCUAGGAUCGCCUAAUCAAGUUGCUGGACCAUCUUUAGUUAUAUUCGACUUAAAUACUGAUCAGUUGAUCCACCGUUACUACUUCAAAGUGACUGAUAUGAAAGAGGAUUCUUUCUUCGCUAAUGUGGUUGUCGACGUAGACAAAGACACGUGUGAUGAUGCAUUUGCUUAUAUACCCGACUUGGGAGCUUAUGGUGUCGUGGUAUACAGCCUAAAGCAAGACGACUCCUGGCGCGUGAGCCACCACUACUUCCACUUCGAACCACUAGCUGGUAGUUACAACGUAGGUGGAGUUGAGUUCCACUGGACUGAUGGUGUGUUUGCCUUAGCUCUGUCGGAGCCUCGAGAGAACGGAUUCCGCACCAUGUUCUUCCAUGCGUUCUCCAGUACGAAGGAAUUCUGCGUAUCCACUGAGCUACUGCGAAACUAUACACACAUCGAUAAAAACGAGGCGUUCAACGAUUUCAAGCUUUUGGGUGAUCGAGGAGAAAGGACUCAGUCCUCAGCCAGCUACUACGACACUAAUACCAGUGUGCUGUUCUACACACAGGUCAACCGCGAUGGCAUUGGCUGCUGGAACUCAAAUAAGCCUUACACUCCAGAGAACAAUCCACUACUCUUCAGCGACCCUACUUUGUAUGAAUUCUUGAACGACUUGAAGGUUGACGACGAAGGAAGUUUAUGGUUUCUCAGUGACAAGCUUCCUCGUUUUCUCUACAAAUCUCUAGACCCCAACGAAAUUAAUUACAGGAUAUUCACCAUCAAAACAACCGAUGCCAUCGCUGGAAGCGUUUGUGAAUAAAUAACUACUUAAGUUAAUUUACUAGUAAAUGUACAAAAUAUGAGAGACUACAAUAUACACACCAAGUGCUGUCCUCUAUGUAGAAAAGUGAUGUGAUCAAAGAUUGUAUUUAAAAUGUUCAUCAGAAUGGCUUUUAGGUCAUAUAUGUAGAUUUAUAAUUACCAUUACAUGACCAUACCAUAUUGCCAUUGUAACUGUUGCUAACUAUGUGAUACUGUAGAAUUUCGUUGACAUCUCUAAUGUAAACUGUAUGACAAAUCUAUUUAGUAGUAUUAUCUAGUAGAAUAUGUAGUAGUGAUGUUGCAUAGCAGGCGAUCCCUUUAUACUUUUAUUCGUGAUCGUCAACGUCAUAUUAAUAGAGUAUAGACAGACGUCCACAGCUGGACAUAAGUUCUCUUUUACUGAAUUUACAGAACAUGAGAACACGGUCUUGUGCUGUUUCCAGUAGUAAUGUAUGAGAGAUAAGAUCGUUUGUCCUACUAAAGGGUUCUCUCAAUACAUUGAGAUUCAAGUAUACCUUCAUUCACGAAUUUCUUUACUUAUUUCCCUAUUUUUUAAAGAUACUUUUGGGUUCUAUACCCGAAGGAUGCCAACGGGAUCUUAUCUUCACUCGUUCAGCCGUCUGUAUGUCAGCGGGCUGUAUCUCGUGAACCACAGAGUUGAAAUUUUCGCUCUUUUCUUUGUGUUUCUAUAGCAUUUUUAACAACAAAUAAUAAUAUGUAAUUC